AAGUUAAUUAGAGUUAACUCCCUUAUAAGACAUAACCAAUAUGGCGCUUCCUCCCAAACUUGAUACUUCGGCUGCUACUAAGGCCCAGCUUCAUCAGAACCAGCCGUAUGAUGAAUCUCUGGAGGUUCCUGAUGCUGAUGAUGUUCCUAGUACCUAUACUCCAACACCAAGAUCACAUAAUCCUCUUGGUCGGAUUCCAAACCCUGGCAUUGACCAGUCUGGGAGUCCCCACUUACUGGCCACCUCGACUGAUGAUGCCAAGAAGCUUCUUGGUAAAUCUUUAGGCAGAAGCAGUAAUUUAUCUGAUGAUGAUGAUGAUGGUUCUGAUCUGAGUGAUGAUGACGAUGACGAUGAAGAAGUACAUAUUGAAGGAGCAUAUGAUCCAGCUGAUUAUGAUAAUCUCCAGGUGAGCUCGGAUAUUAAAGAUUUAUUUGAAUAUAUCUCAAGAUAUUCUUAUCAAGUGAUUGAAUUGGAACACAAACUGAAACCUUUUAUUCCUGACUUCAUUCCAUCAGUAGGGGACACUGAUGCAUUCAUUAAGAUACCAAGACCCGACAUGAAACCUGACAUGGUUGGUCUGACUGUUUUAGACGAGCCUUGUGCUGCACAGUCCGACCCAACAGUGCUUGAUCUACAAUUGAGGACCAUUUCAAAACAGACAACUGCUAAGCAGAUGGUUGUGAAAAGUCUAGAACAAGCUGAAAAAGACCCAAAGCAGAUUGAUAACUGGAUCCAGAAUAUUGAUAAAUUACAUCGAUCAAAGCCACCACCCAAUGUACAUUACACCAAGAAUAUGCCUCCAAUAGACAGCCUGAUGCAGGAAUGGCCAUCCGAGUUGGAAGAAUUACUUAAAGAAGUGUCAUUGCCGAGUGCCAGUAUGGAUACCAGCUUGGCUGACUAUAUUCGAGCUAUUUGUUGUAUAUUAGACAUACCAGUGUAUCAGACCAGCCACAACAAUGAUAUGAUCCAAGCUCUCCAUGUUCUCUUUACUUUGUACAAUGAAUUCCAGAAUUCUCAACAUUUUCAGACAUUGGCCCAGGAAUACAAAAUGAAGAAAGAAGCCAAUCCCAAUGAACAAUUAGUCUUGGAGGGAGAUAAUGAAGCUCCAAAUGGCAAUUAAUCACCAAAGAAAGACAUAUAAUAGAUUUAUUAUUUUGCAAUAUUCAAAGAUGUUAAAUAGUAAACCAGGUUUUUAUUAACAUUACAGGGGCCUUACUACCAAAGAUAAGAAGCUGGAGGAGAGUUCGAUAAAGUUUAAUGAUGACUGGCUACUGAAGUUGACCACAAACUGCUACAAGUUUAUUGAUGUAGAUCAUCACUAGUUUCUUUACAUGGUAUCCUCGUAAGCAACAGUUUGCUCUCAUCAACCACCUUCCUGCCAUUUACAUAAAACUGUUUUAUUUUUACUUCCUUCCAUUUCUCUCUCAAUAAUUUACAUCCGUUCUGCAAACAAGAAUGAAACACUUUCCUUUCUUCUCAACUUAUUUCCUAAUUAGAGGCCUUUCUAAACCACACUUUCAUCUCAACCACCUACCUUACAUAAGUUCCCAUUUCACUACAUUUAUAGAAAUGAAUCCAUCCAUUUGUUUUAACAUUAUUAUUUCAGUUGACUUUCCAUCUGAUCCAACCUCACUGAUAUUUAUGAAAUAAAUUAUUCUAGAACUUCCUGGAA
Messenger RNA from Octopus bimaculoides (California two-spot octopus), 1672 nucleotides. Its product is annotated as intraflagellar transport protein 46 homolog. The record is from RefSeq and is a predicted model, not a curated record. Gene Ontology annotation, biological process: intraciliary transport; cilium assembly. Lineage: Eukaryota; Metazoa; Mollusca; Cephalopoda; Octopoda; Octopodidae. Gene Ontology annotation, cellular component: microtubule organizing center; intraciliary transport particle B; motile cilium.